This is a messenger RNA of Polychytrium aggregatum, 495 nucleotides long. Its product is annotated as ubiquitin-conjugating enzyme/RWD-like protein. The transcript is spliced from 4 exons. The coding region runs from base 1 to 495 and encodes 164 amino acids. The record is from RefSeq and is a predicted model, not a curated record. NCBI's taxonomy places the organism in Eukaryota, Fungi, Chytridiomycota, Chytridiomycetes, Polychytriales.
AUGGAUCCUGUCUCAAAGCGACUUCUGAAGGAACUGGCGGACUGCCGUCGCAGCCUGGCCUCGCAGCAGCCCGCACCAGAGAUGGAGCUGAUUGCCGAGCUCGGCCCCAUCGACGACGAGGAUCUGUUUGCCUGGAAAGCUGUCCUGAAUGGGCCUCUCGAUUCUCCAUACCAGGGCGGCCAGUUUGAGGUUCUCUUCCAUAUCCCGCCCCAGUAUCCGAUACAUCCGCCCUCGGCCAAGUUCACAACGACCAUAUGCCACCCAAACGUCCACUUCAAGGCAAGAGAAAUCUGUCUCGACAUCCUGAAAGACGCCUGGAGUCCGACGUGGACGAUUGCCUCGACCUGCGUGGCCAUCGGCGUCCUUUUGACGUCCCCCGAGCCCAACAGCCCGCUGAACUGCGACGCCGCAAAUCUCCUGCGGUGCGGCGAUACCCGAGGAUACAACUCGCUUGUGCGCAUGUACACUCUGCUGCAUGCCAUGCCGAGGUCAUGA